AUGACCCUUUAUACCUCAAUUAGAUUCAUACCUAAUGUUUCUCAAAAUUUAAGCUAUCAAACUAAGCCCCUUUUCUACUGGCUUACUGUUAUUUUCAAUAGAGUCGAUAAUGACCGUAUAAAAGAAGUUGGUCCCGAUCGUGCUUGUGCAGAAUGGCUUUUAAGAAAUGGAGCAAGUGUAAGAUGGAAAGGAUUUAAGGAUUCAUUACAAGAUUAUAAUUUAUUACCAUCUGGUGGAGGGUAUUUUAUUGAAGCUGUAGAUGCAAAUAAUGCUGGAAUAUCUUAUGUGGGAUUUCCACAUUUUAAGGGAUGUAAUCAUAUAAAAGAAGUAAAAUUUGAAAAUUGUAAAUAUAUUGAUAAUGUAGCUAUGUCAAAGUUAUCAAUCCUAAAAGACACAUUAACACAUCUAGAAGUUAUUGGUUGUACAAGUGUUGAAGAUGAAGGUCUACGUAAAUUGAAAAUUUUGCAAAAAUUGGAAACAUUAAAAAUUAAAGGACUGCCAGCUGUUGAUAAUUCUAUUUGCAAAGAACUUGCUGAAGCUUUACCAAAGUGUAAAAUUUCAUGUUUUGAACCAAAAUAA
Messenger RNA from Habropoda laboriosa, 579 nucleotides. Its product is annotated as ATP synthase subunit s, mitochondrial. NCBI's taxonomy places the organism in Eukaryota, Metazoa, Arthropoda, Insecta, Hymenoptera, Apidae. Bases 1 to 579 code for a protein of 192 amino acids. The record is from RefSeq and is a predicted model, not a curated record. The transcript is spliced from 5 exons.